Eurytemora carolleeae is the source of this 2154-nucleotide messenger RNA. RefSeq lists its product as uncharacterized. The transcript has 10 exons. NCBI's taxonomy places the organism in Eukaryota, Metazoa, Arthropoda, Copepoda, Calanoida, Temoridae. Bases 1 to 2016 code for a protein of 671 amino acids. The record is from RefSeq and is a predicted model, not a curated record.
AUGCGUCUGGAGCCGAUAUGUGACGAAGAUAAGAGACAAUCGAUCAAAAUUCCGCCUUACAAUCCACCAAAUCGAGCUAACCCAAAAUUGUAUCCUUAUCCUUAUAACGCGGAAUUUCCGGAUUAUCCAAGAAAACAGGGUUUCCAGGCACUUAGUACUAAUGAAGGUGCUACUCCUAAUCUGACGACUCGACCCCCUACUCCAGGAUAUCCUACUCAUCCACCUACUCUGGAACAUCCUAGUAAACUGUGCAGUACGGUAUUUCCUCCUGAAGCCCAUACUCCUGUAUAUCCUUAUAAUCUGCUUGCUAAGGAAGACUGGCCUCAAGGAUAUCCUACGUAUCAGCAUACUCUGGUAAAUCCUCAUCAACAACCUCCUACUCAAGUUUAUCAUCCAGAACCAACUACUCCGUUAUAUCAAAGUCAACCACCUACUCAAGUUUAUCAUCCUCAACCAGCUACUCCGUUAUAUCAAAGUCAACCACCUACUCAAGUUUAUCAUCCUCAACCAACUACUCCGUUCUAUCAAACUCAACCACCUACUCAAGUUUAUCAUCCUCAACCAACUACUCUGUUAUAUCAAACUCAACCACCUACUCAAGUUUAUCAUCCUCAAACAACUACUUGGGUAGAUUCUACAAAUCCGCAUAAUAUAAUAUAUCCUCCUAAUACCUAUGAUCCAGCUAGUUGGUUUAAUCAAAACAUGGAAUCACAUCUGACACCACCAGGUCAAACAGCAGAACAGCAAGUACAAACUCCAACAUCGGUAAUUCCAGGACAAACAUCAAAAUUACCAGGUCAAAAACAACAUAUCAACAUCAAAAUUGGAGGAGGAUUCUGUUCUUUAUGCCAUAGAUAUAUCAAGACUAAACUGUGGAGGCAUUGCAAAGAUCAGCACAAAGAUCAUCAAAUGAUAAAGGAUCUUAAAAUUCUCCAAGAAAAGGACAUAAAAUCGUUUCACAAGAGAUUUAGAACCUUGGUGGAGUUAAUGAAGGCAGAGGAACAUACUCAAGAGGUUGAUGGCAUCGAUGACAAGAAGAUCGAAUGUAACUGCGGAGUUUCCCUAUUACGAAGCAGUCUGCGUGCCCAUUUGAAGAAAAGAUGUGUGCUGGCUCGAAACCUAUCAGAAGAUGGAAUUUCUUUAAGGAUACGGGAUAUUGUUGAUACAAUCAACAUAGAUGAAUUGGAAUCAUCAAAGGAGUUCAAACAAAUGGUUUAUGGAAUGAAACAAGAUGCGAUCUUUACAGAGGGGAUUAAAGAUAAAGCACUUGUGAACUAUUUUACCACUUUAAUCAAAAACAAACCAGAAGAUUACGUCAACAACGCGCGAGAACGAUUUAGGAAUGUAGCCAGACUGAAGUUGGCUCUAAAUAUCCAAUUAAAGAAGAAACUUGGCUGUGUGGAGCUGUUAACCCCAAAAAACUACAAGAAAAUUUCCCAAUUGUGUAAUGGAACUUUGUCUACGACGCUCUUUGACGCUCAAAAAUCUUGGAAGGUUAACUCUCAGGCCCUUUCCAACAUGAUCCAUGCGGUAGAGAAAUUUGUGGACGUAAAUGAACCUGAUCCCGUCAAGAGGUUGGAGGUUUCUGAGUUCAAGAAAUAUUUUCAACUGUAUUGGCACGAGGACGUGAAAGCAAAGCCCAUUUUGGACAGGAAAAUUCGAGCGAUAUCAAUGGGAACUGGUUUACCAAAACGUUCUUUGGUUGGUAUCAAUGAAGUAACAGCAAUAACAGCAACUGUUACAGAGGUCUUGAAUUCUAAUGAAGAAGAUGCAGAAGAAGACAUGGAGGAGGACGCGUAUAUAGAAGAAGAUGUUACGAUGAUAGAAGAUGAUGUUGAGUUUAAGGAUGUUGAGCUAACAGAAGAAGAUGUUGAGGUAGAGGAACCAGUUCUAGACUUAGACGAGAAGGAGGAUCCAGAACCAGAAUCCAGAAAGGAGAGCUUGAAAGGCUACAUGUACCAGUUCGUAACAGUUAAUAGCGGUUCUCUACAGAAUGUACCAAAACCUAAUUUUUAAUUUGAUUUGGCAUAUUGAACAAUGUUACUAUUAUAUGAUCAUGACUGUGAUUAAUUUUAUGUAAUACUUGAAAAAAUUCUUUAAGAGUUGAGCAAGUGUGAAAAUUUCCAGUGAAAAUAAAAUAAUGUUUAAAUUUAA